This is a messenger RNA of Penicillium verrucosum, 1071 nucleotides long. Its product is annotated as hydroxymethylglutaryl-CoA lyase. Lineage: Eukaryota; Fungi; Ascomycota; Eurotiomycetes; Eurotiales; Aspergillaceae. The record is from RefSeq and is a predicted model, not a curated record. The transcript is spliced from 2 exons. Gene Ontology annotation, biological process: ketone body biosynthetic process; L-leucine catabolic process. Bases 1 to 1071 code for a protein of 356 amino acids. Gene Ontology annotation, molecular function: hydroxymethylglutaryl-CoA lyase activity.
AUGAUGAAAGCUCGCCCCCGAUUGAGUUUGUUCUCAGCCCUACGGUCUCCAUAUUCUACACGCCGCUUCGCGACCGAGUCGCGGUUAACCUCGGACCAUGUCCGUAUCGUGGAGGUUGGCGCUCGAGAUGGACUGCAAAACGAGAAGAAAUCAAUUCCAAUGCAAACAAAGCUUGAGUUGAUUGAACGACUGGCUAAAACGGGCGUUGCCACUAUUGAAGCUGGCUCAUUCGUGCCCGCAAAAUGGGUACCCCAGAUGGCAAGCACAGCUGAAAUUUGCGAGCAUCUUCUCACAAAACCGCCACAAGCACAAUCUACAAUCGCCUACAACUAUCUUGUCCCCAACGUCAGAGGACUGGAGAGCCUGGUCAAGAUACUUGAUGGCACAGGAGUUCCCGCAGAUGCGACUGGAGAGACAUCGACCACUACAGAGGUGUCUCUUUUUGCUGCAGCAACGGAAGCUUUCUCAAAAGCGAACACUAACUGCUCUAUUGCCGAGUCACUCGAGCGCAUCAAGCCGAUUAUGUCAUUAGCAAAGACGAAGAAUAUCCGGGUACGCGGAUAUGUCUCUGUUGCCUUAGGAUGCCCCUAUGAAGGCCCCGAUGUGAAUCCCGUCAAGGUGGCUGAGAUUACCGCCACGCUGCUGGAGAUGGGAGCGGAUGAGGUCUCAGUGGCGGACACAACGGGUAUGGGCACCGCUCCCCGGACCAUGGAGCUUCUGCAAGCUCUCAAGGCUGCUGGCAUCGCUAAUGCAGACUUGGCGUUGCACUUCCAUGAUACCUAUGGACAGGCCCUGGUGAACACAAUCGUCGGCCUUGAGCAUGGUGUCCGUAUUUUCGACAGCAGUGUGGGCGGGCUUGGCGGUUGCCCAUAUUCCAAAGGUGCGACAGGCAAUGUGGCGACAGAGGACCUUGUGCAUACUAUUCAUAGCCUGGGGAUGCACACCGGGAUUAACCUGGAUGAGAUGUCGAAGAUUGGAGGUUGGAUUAGUGGGGAGUUGGGCCGAGCGAAUGAUAGCCGGGCUGGAAAAGCGACUCUGGCUCGCCUGGCGGGAGAAAAAGCGUCGCUUUGA